UGCCCUUCAACAACAUUUGGGGGUUUCAUUUCAAUCGCAUUUCUAGGGUUUCUUUCUCUACGAUUCAAUAGAUUCGGACGAAUUGGGGGAUUCUGACCAGAGAGAAGCUAUGGAGGAAAACGAAGAGGAAGAAGAAUUGCGGCCAACGGCGCUAUACACGGUCGGUGGUUCAGACGAAUUUACCUUUGUUUCUCCCGAUGGGCUCUCCGGUCAAUACACGGGCCCUGAUCACGACGGCGUAGUUCUUCAGACUGAAAAUCCGGCGCCGACUAACUGUCUUGCUUACUACUUCGAGGUUCAUAUCAUGAAUGCUGGUGAAAAAGGAGAGAUCGCGAUUGGUUUCUCCAAGGAACACAUCUAUAGCGAAGGAUAUACUGUCAGAAGCUGUGCCUACAUUGGUAACAGUGGACUCAUAUGCUCUCAAAAUGGAGAUGGUGAUCGAACUGUUGCUAAAGCCAGUGACACCUAUACAACAGGUGAUUUAGUUGGUUGCGGUAUAGACUCGGUUUCACAAGAAUUCUUUUUCACGAAAAAUGGAACUAUCGUAGGGACAAUCCCCAGGCAAUUUAGGCGUCCUGUAUACCCGACAAUUGUUUUGCAUAGCCAAAACGAAGCUGUCACUGUCAAUUUCGGCGGACAGAUUGCGUUUUCUUUUGACUUUGAGCAUUUUGAAGAAUCAUUGAGGGUUAAAAAAGAAAGGGAAAUUGAAAAGAUUUCCAUGUCUCGCAGCAUUAGUCAUGGGCUUGUAAAAACCUACCUUCUUCGUUAUGGAUAUGAAGAUAGCUUUAGAGCUUUUAACCUGGCUGCAAGUCGUCAUACUGUUAUUGCACAAGAAAAUAGUUUUGAUGAGUAUGAAUUGCAUCAAAGGAAAAAGCUCAGAGAGCUUAUAAUGACUGCUGAGAUUGAUGAUGCUAUUGCUGCACUCAAGGAUAGAUAUCCCCAACUUAUUGAGGAUUGCUCUGCUUUGUUCGAGUGUGAAACUAUAGAAGAAUCAGGUGCUGCAUAUCUUCUAGGAGAAACACAGAAGAACAUAGUAGCAGCUGCAGUCAGUGAAGCGAUUCUAUCUACAAAUCCGGCCACCAGAGACCAGCAAUCUGCUUCACUUGAGCGAGUGCUUAGACAGUUUGAAGCCACCUGCUCACUCUAUGCUCGUGAAUAA
Arabidopsis thaliana (thale cress) is the source of this 1159-nucleotide messenger RNA. Its product is annotated as SPla/RYanodine receptor (SPRY) domain-containing protein. Lineage: Eukaryota; Viridiplantae; Streptophyta; Magnoliopsida; Brassicales; Brassicaceae. Bases 110 to 1159 code for a protein of 349 amino acids. The record is from RefSeq and is marked reviewed. The transcript has 7 exons.